AAACCUCGCCCUCAACUUAGGCGCGCGUCCACAAAGUGGCGCGUUCACAGCACUCGCUGCUGUGACACUGGGGAAAAACCUAGCGAAGCUUUUACCUAUCCCGGAUUCGACAUACAUGUUCCGUUUUCAGUCCCUGGAUGAUGACUGUACGCUUGAGGAGGAAGAGGGGCUGGUGGAAGAGGAAGAUGAGAUCGACCAGUUCAAUGAUGAUACUUUUGGGGCCGGUGCAAUAGACGAUGACUGGCAGGAAGAACAUGCACGUCUGGCUGAGUUGGACGAGCGAGUACGGGAUGGGGUGGGAGGCAGCGGGGAUGUGUCUACUGCAUCCCUCCCUGCUCCUGCCAGAUGCAUCCCCUCUUCCCUGCCGCCUCCAGGGCUGGAAGAGAGGGGGGGUGGGGACUUGGCCGAAUCCCUCACCAGGCUGAUUCUGGGGACAGACCCUGCCAUUGCAGGGGUGGGUGCGGCCGAACCUGACCGAGUCCGCCUGCCCCCGCCCUCACACCAGCAAGCCCCGCCCUCCACCCUUCCUGGUGCUUCGCAUCCGCUACUUGGUUACCAGCAGCACCAGCAUUUGCUACGCCGGGGGACGGCGCCCCUUCAGAUGAACUCUCACAGUAUUUGGGAGAACAACAUGGGCUUCGGGCCGGUCAGUGUUGCUCCUGGACUCGGUGCUCACAUGGAGGACAGCCCUCUCAUGUCCAUUAUCAAGGAGGUGGGGCUGCCUAAGCGUCCUCCACCAAUCAGAAGCGACGAAAACCGGGACCUGUCAGAGAGAGUCCCGCCCCCUCGCGCUUCUUCGCCUGUGAUAGGCAGCCCUCCUGUGAGGGCAGUGCCCAUUGGAACUCCUCCCAAACAGCCAAUGAGCCAUGUGCUCAAUCAACAGCUCCAUUGCCCCACUGCUGUACAUGUAAGAGCCCCAGUCCAGCACCGAUACCCCCCUCCCUUUCCUGAACGCCUGUCCCCCAACACCUUGCUCAACAUCGCUAACUCUCCACUGUGCAGACACCCAUUUUCAGCUGGAGUGGGCCCCGUCCUGUCCCAGAUCCAGCGUGCCCAGCUGCUCAGCUCUCAGGUGGGGGCCUUCCCCAGGGGUGGUCCUGCUCCUCCUCUCUUACCUGGGGGUGGCGGGGGGUUCAGACCAUUUUUCGGGCAGCCCCCUCCAAGGGUUGGACCCCAUAUCCCCCCGAACCACAAUGCAGUUCGCCACAACACCACCCACCUCCACCCUCAGCAUCGGAGAAUGCUGACGCAGAGGCUACAGAGCAGAGGUGACAGAGGGGGCAGAGUCGGGGACAGGCGGAUCAGGGACCCUUACAGUAACCUGAUGACACAGCGGGAGAAAGACUGGGUGGCCCGCAUUCAGAUGAUGCAGCUACAGAGCACUGACCCUUACCUGGAUGACUACUAUUACCAGAAUUACUACGAGAAGAUGGAGAAGAGGCAAGAGCGGGAUAGGGACAGCAGCAGGAAGGAGCACACUACCAAACUCAUCACUCCCCAGGUGGCAAAACUGGAGCACGCUUACAAGCCAGUGCAAUUUGCUGGCUCCCUGGGGAAGCUGACCGUGUCUAGUGUGAACAACCCCAGGAAAAUGAUUGAUGCCGUAGUGACCAGUCGUACUGACGAUGAGGAGAAGAGGGAGAAGCAGGUCUGGAACAAGCGUAGGCAGAUCCUGUACACAGUGGAAAAGAUGUACAGCCUGCUGUUGGAGGUGCAGGACUUUGAGAAGAAGUUCAUCCAGACUCCAGAGGAACAGAGAGAAGCUCUGCUGGAGCAGCACAAGACCCAUACCCUGCAGCUAUACAACACGCUGAGAGAGAGGGAAUGGGACGACCGGGUGAGUGACGAGCAGUGUCUGAUGAUCAUGUCUGUGAGGAAAGGGAAGCGGCUUGUCUCCCGGCUUCUUCCCUUCCUGCCCCCACCGCAGGCCGCCGCUGUUGUCAUGGCAAUCGCCCGGAACAUGCCGGCGCUAGCUAAGAAGGACAAGCAAGACCAGGUGCUGUGCUGGCUGGUGGAGCCAGUUGCUGUGGUCAUCCAGUCUCUCUCCAGCUCUGCCCUCACAGACCUGCUGCAGGAGCUCCAGGGCAGUGAGGGCCAGCUCCCCCGUGUGCUGCAAAAUAAGUUUGGUGUGACACUGCUGUACCUGAUUCUAAGCGAGGGCGAGAGGAUGCAGAGCUCUGAUCCAAACUGUCAGUUAAUGGAUGACAACCGAUGGACAGAGCUGGUGUUCUCUGUGACCAGGGAGCUGUUGAACGUCCCUCCCUCCUCUCUUUCUCCUCCACUCUUCACCCCUCCAAACCUCCUCUCGCUCUUCUCUCGCUAUGUAGACCGACAGCGCCUGGAGCUGCUUCAGGAGAAACUUCAGAUCUCAGCUCUGUCUAGGUAGAAGUGGCUUCACACAUCACGAAUAUCCCUUUGAGGAAUGGCCGUUUGUGCAUCUGUAUGUGUAUUCCUGUCUGAGCGACUGGUCAGGGAGUUCUUUGGUUGAUACAGAUUUUAAUCCUGCAAGAAAUGUCUCACUUUUUUCUUAUGUUUAUUAGGUGUGCGUGCGUGCAUGUGUGUGUGUAUGUGUGCGCGCGUGCGUGUGUGCACAGGCGUGCACCCUCAUGCUAGCCUGUGCGAAGAGAUUCAAAUGGAAGUCACAUUUUUAAAAAAUCUUGUUAACAUGAUGCCCAUUAAUGAAAUUAAAAUUAUUUCUAUUGUAUAAAGUUGAA
Molecule: messenger RNA, 2714 nt
Organism: Conger conger (European conger)
Lineage: Eukaryota; Metazoa; Chordata; Actinopteri; Anguilliformes; Congridae
Gene: patl1
Product: PAT1 homolog 1, processing body mRNA decay factor
Exons: 18
Coding region: 116-2386 (756 amino acids)
Biological process (GO): deadenylation-dependent decapping of nuclear-transcribed mRNA; P-body assembly
Cellular component (GO): P-body
Molecular function (GO): RNA binding
Source: RefSeq, a predicted model, not a curated record